CCCAUCUCUCCGCUUCUGUUCAGUUUGACUUUCACCGCCUAUAAAAACGAAGUUACAUACCUCCGCACUAUUCGUCAUUCAUAAUCAUCAUAUCUUCUUUCUAUUAUUUCGUUUCUCUUUUCUUCACUUUUUUUUUUCUCUCAAUCCAGAAUCGCAGCCAUGUCUCAGACCGUGGUCCUCAAAGUUGGUAUGACAUGUGAAGGAUGUGUUGGAGCAGUGAAGAGGGUUUUGGGGAAAUUGGAUGGUGUGGAAUCAUAUGACGUUGACUUGAAGGAACAGAAGGUGGUAGUGAAAGGAAACGUUGAACCAGAAAAAGUUCUGCAAACGGUUUCCAAGACUGGGAAGAAGACUACUUUCUGGGAUGCUGAAAAACCAGCUCAGUAAUUGUUGCCUAAAAUAAUUUGGUUCUGUAGACAUUGCUCUGUGAAUCAGAUACUACUUUAUGGAUCUUGCAAGAACUAUAUAACAUGUAUUCAAUAUUUAUCUGAGUAAGCUGUAAUAAACUCUUGGUACAAAACUAUUAUUUACAGUUGCGAAUUGUGAUAUUUUAUUAGUGUCGUUUAUUGAGAUAUUUAAUUUCCCUUGUUCA
Messenger RNA from Arachis duranensis, 589 nucleotides. Its product is annotated as copper transport protein ATX1. The transcript is spliced from 3 exons. Gene Ontology annotation, molecular function: metal ion binding. Lineage: Eukaryota; Viridiplantae; Streptophyta; Magnoliopsida; Fabales; Fabaceae. The record is from RefSeq and is a predicted model, not a curated record. The coding region runs from base 160 to 384 and encodes 74 amino acids.